AUGACGAAAGGCCGAGCCAUAUCCCAGACCACUUUACCGGCCGACAGGAUUGACGGGCUGACAGCACUAGCGGGAGGGGUAUCUUCGACCAAGGGGCUUUGUGAUGCAGCGGCAACCUCAGCCCAAGCUACACGGUUCGAUGGUGGGCCUUGUGGCGACCACGGAAAGUCUUACAGGAAGUUUUCGGACACGCGGGCGACGUUCCUACCACCCAAAACACCACAGGCAUGGCGCUGGAAAUGCCACCGCUGUGGCGGAAAAUAUUCCUUCGCUGUAGCUCAGCGAUGUCUGAACUGUGGCCACUGGUUCUGCGCCGUGCCUCGGAAAAUGCAGGGGAAGCCGAAGGACGAAGAACUUGAAAGCCCUACGAGCGGCGGGCGACAUUGCAUUACCGAGUUCGACUAUCACGGUUGGUCAGUGUGGGGGGCAUACCGCCGGUCUAGACGCAACGAUAUGGAGAAGCCCGCGGGCCAUGGGGACACGUUUGCCUUGUUUCGACUGACUGCUGCGCGUGACAACUGGACGGACGGUCUCGACAGGCAAGAGCGCCGCCCUACGUGGGAGGAGUUGCCUCCCACAAUGCAGAGGAAAGUGACCCGUUGUAAGGAGCGUGUCUAUCUCUCCGGUCGGUACAACUGCUGGCUACACUGUGACUUUCCAGCCGAGUGUGUUAAUAGGCAGUAUACCGCGUGGGUGCGGGACGGGGCUUGUUCUCAGCGCAGGCGUGGGCCGGGUUUGGCCCGGUUACCCGCCAUACAGGAGAAGGGGAUAAAUGAUGAGGAUGGGGAGGAGAGGGAGAAGAUGGAGGGGACGGAAAACCUUCUCGAGCUCGACGUCUACAAGGAGGGUCGAAGGAGUCCCAGGCUGAUAGCAAGGGGGGAACAAGAAAGACUGGAGAAACAGAAGAGAGACGGGGGAAAGGGGUAG
Dichotomopilus funicola is the source of this 927-nucleotide messenger RNA. RefSeq lists its product as uncharacterized. The transcript is spliced from 2 exons. NCBI's taxonomy places the organism in Eukaryota, Fungi, Ascomycota, Sordariomycetes, Sordariales, Chaetomiaceae. The record is from RefSeq and is a predicted model, not a curated record. Bases 1 to 927 code for a protein of 308 amino acids.